ACUUAUCCUCCCCGUAAUCCGAUACAAUGGCUUCCAAGCGCGGUCGUGGUUCCUCCGGAAACAAGCUCAAGAUGACCCUCGGUCUGCCUGUCGGUGCCGUCAUGAACUGCUGCGACAACUCCGGCGCCCGUAACCUCUACAUCAUCUCCGUCAAGGGUAUCGGUGCGCGUCUCAACCGCCUGCCCGCUGGCGGUGUCGGUGACAUGGUCAUGGCGACCGUCAAGAAGGGAAAGCCUGAGCUCCGAAAGAAGGUCAUGCCCGCCGUCAUUGUCCGACAGAGCAAGCCCUGGAGACGGGGUGACGGUGUCUUCCUGUACUUCGAGGACAACGCUGGUGUUAUUGUCAACCCCAAGGGUGAAAUGAAGGGCUCUGCCAUCACUGGCCCCGUCGGAAAGGAGGCCGCUGAGCUCUGGCCGCGUAUCGCGUCCAACUCCGGCGUCGUGAUGUGAGGUGUUCCUUUUCUAGCUCUUCUCCAACAUUCAUGGGUUACGGAAAUGGCGAAAUGCAUUUAUGGGGCGAACACUUGGAGGUAGACAUUGCAAAAAGCUAGCAAUGGAAUGAUCCUCAAAACGACAACUCGAGACCAGUUGCGAGCAUCCUUUGCACACGAGCGGGGCCGGCCGAACUAUGUCACACUCGAACAGACCACAAAUGAUGAUACCAAUUGACCAAACCACACGUCAGAGCGAGACUGUUCGAAGAACGUAAUGAGGAUGUACGCGUAUGCUAACUGC
Molecule: messenger RNA, 734 nt
Organism: Paraphaeosphaeria sporulosa
Lineage: Eukaryota; Fungi; Ascomycota; Dothideomycetes; Pleosporales; Didymosphaeriaceae
Product: ribosomal protein L14b/L23e
Exons: 5
Coding region: 27-449 (140 amino acids)
Biological process (GO): translation
Cellular component (GO): ribosome; cytosolic large ribosomal subunit
Molecular function (GO): large ribosomal subunit rRNA binding; structural constituent of ribosome
Source: RefSeq, a predicted model, not a curated record